AAUUCACUUUGUUGUAACGUUAUAGUGGACAUUUUUAGGCACAAAACACACAUUGAGCGGAUUUUCAACAUGUGUUUUCGUCACACAUGUUGAAAUAUUAUAACAAUUGUCUUCGGAUAUACCGCUAACGAAUCUAACAAUGGCGGAAGUGGAGGAAGAGGGAAGGAAACCAAGUGAGGAAUUCACAGAUGAGUCUGAGGAGGAGGACAGCGAGGAGGAGCCCAAGCUGAAGUACGAGAGGCUCUCCAAUGGGGUGACAGAAAUCCUCCAGAACGACGCAGCCAGCUGUAUGACCGUCCAUGACAAGUUUCUCGCUCUAGGUACCCAUUUUGGAAAGGUGUUCCUGCUGGACAUCCAAGGAAAUGUAACUCAGAAGUUUGAGAUUAGUUCGGUGAAGAUCAACCAGAUCAGUCUGGAUGAAAGUGGAGAGCAUGUGGGCAUCUGCUCCGAGGAUGGGAAGGUUCAAGUAUUCGGCCUCUACACGAGAGAGGGCUUCCACGAGAACUUUGACUGUCCCGUCAAAGUGGUUGCGUUACACCCUCAGUUCACCAGAUCGAAUUACAAACAGUUUGUCACCGGAGGCAACAAGCUUCUUCUGUAUGAAAGAAACUGGCUGAAUCGCUGGAAGACGUCGGUUCUGCACGAAGGCGAGGGCACCAUCACUAACAUCCAGUGGAGAGCCAACCUGAUUGCAUGGGCCAAUAAUGUGGGAGUUAAAAUCUAUGACAUCAGCACAAAGCAGCGGAUCACCAACGUGUUGAGGGAUAACGUAGCUUUGAGGCCCGACAUGUACCCGUGCAGUCUGUGCUGGAAAGACAACACCACCCUUAUUGUCGGCUGGGGUUCUUCCAUUAAGAUUUGUGUCGUGAAAGAGCGAAAUCCUACUGAAAUGAGAGAUCUGCCCAGCCGCUAUGUGGAAAUAGUGUCUGCGUUUGAAACAGAGUUCUUCAUCAGUGGUUUGGCCCCGCUGGCAGAUCAGCUGGUCACACUGUUCUUUGUGAAGGAAAACUCCGAUCAAAUGGAUGAGGAGUUUCGUGCGCGGCCUCGUCUGGACAUCAUCCAGCCUCUCCCUGAGAGCUGCGAGGAGAUUUCCUCAGACGCGCUGACGGUGCGCAACUUCCAAGACAACGAGUGCAGAGACUACCGCCUCGAGCAUGCAGAGGGAGAGUCGCUCUUCUACAUCAUCAGUCCCAAAGACAUCGUUGUGGCCAAGGAGCGGGACCAGGAUGACCAUAUUGAUUGGCUGCUUGAAAAGAAGAAAUAUGAGGAGGCACUGAUGGCCGCAGAGAUCAGCUUCAAAAACAUUAAGAGACAUGAUGUUCAGAAAAUUGGAAUGGCUUACAUCAAUCACUUAGUGGAGAAGGGAGACUAUGACAGCGCUGCACGGAAGUGUCAAAAGGUUCUCGGGAAAAACAUGGAACUGUGGGAGAACGAAGUGUACCGGUUCAAGACCAUCGGACAGCUGAAGGCCAUCAGUCAGUAUUUGCCCAGAGGAGACCUGCGUCUCAGACCAGCCAUCUAUGAAAUGAUCUUGCAUGAAUUUCUUAAAACUGACUAUGAGGGUUUCGCCACUCUGAUCCGGGAAUGGCCAGGAGAGCUUUACAACAACAUGGCCAUUGUUCAGGCCGUCACUGAUCAACUGAAGAAGUAUCCCACCAACAGCAUUCUGCUCACCACGCUGGCGGAGCUAUACACCUACGACCAGCGGUACGACAGAGCCUUAGAAAUCUACCUGAAGCUGAGGCACAAAGAUGUUUACCAGCUGAUCCACAAACACAACCUUUUCUCCUCCAUAGAGGACAAGAUCGUCCUCCUCAUGGAGUUUGACAAAGAGAAAGCUGUUGACAUGCUUCUCGACAAUGAAGACAAGAUAUCAACGGACCGAGUGGUGGAAGAACUAGCAGACAGGCCAGAGCUUCUUCAUGUGUACCUCCACAAACUGUUCAAGCGGGACCACCACAAAGGCCAGAAGUACCACGAGAGGCAGAUCGGCCUGUACGCUGAGUACGACCGACCUAAUCUCUUACCUUUCCUGAGAGACAGCACACACUGCCCUCUUGAGAAGGCUCUGGAGAUUUGUCAGCAGAGGAACUUUGUAGAGGAGACCGUGUUCCUGCUCAGCAGGAUGGGGAACUGCAGACGAGCCCUGCAGAUGAUCAUGGAGGAGCUGGAGGACGUGGACAAGGCCAUAGAGUUUGCUAAAGAGCAGGACGACGCAGAGCUGUGGGAGGAUCUCAUCUCUUAUUCUAUUGACAAACCGCCUUUCAUCACGGGCCUCCUCAACAAUAUCGGCACUCAUGUUGAUCCCAUCCUGCUCAUCCACCGCAUAAAGGAAGGCAUGGAGAUCCCAAACCUCAGAGAUUCACUCGUGAAAAUCCUCCAGGAUUACAAUCUACAGAUUCUACUAAGGGAAGGAUGCAAGAAGAUCCUGGUGGCCGACUCUCUGUCCCUCCUCCAGAAGAUGCAUCGAACACAGAUGAGAGGAGUCAGAGUCGAUGAGGAGAACAUUUGUGAGUCAUGUCACGCUACAAUAUUACCCUCAGACAUGGCCAAACCCUUCAAUGUGGUGGUGUUCCACUGCAGACACAUGUUUCACAAGGAAUGUUUACCAUCUUCAGGAACAAUUCCUGGGGUGCAGUUUUGUAACAUCUGCAGCGCAAAGAGACGAGGACCUGGAAGUGGAAUCCUCGAGAUGAAAAAGUAACAAGGAUUCGUGCACUCUCACUGUUAUUAUUGAUGCUUUAUGUCUCAUUUUCCCCUGGCUUCCCCGGUGCAAUGAUCAAAGAAAAUCACUUUCCUCCAGUUGCUGAACUAUAUGCGGGCAAAAAUGCUAAACAUAUCCACUGGACCGUCUGUGUAUAUUUGCUCCUAACAACUGUUACGUGCUGUGCUUGUUCUGCUCGCCACUAAUGUUGGUGAUGAAAUGUCUGAAAAAUAAAAUCAUGUAAAAACUCUA
Stegastes partitus (bicolor damselfish) is the source of this 2956-nucleotide messenger RNA. RefSeq names its product VPS41 subunit of HOPS complex (gene vps41). Bases 140 to 2704 code for a protein of 854 amino acids. Gene Ontology annotation, molecular function: protein binding. NCBI's taxonomy places the organism in Eukaryota, Metazoa, Chordata, Actinopteri, Pomacentridae. Gene Ontology annotation, biological process: endosomal vesicle fusion; macroautophagy; vesicle-mediated transport. The record is from RefSeq and is a predicted model, not a curated record. Gene Ontology annotation, cellular component: late endosome; HOPS complex. The transcript has 28 exons.